AUGGCAUCACCAACCUCUGCAUAUCAAACUCAGAAGGGCAACAUCAGCAAAGUUUUAAUGAUUGCUGUACUAGCUUUUGCCUCCAUAUUUCUUGGUCAUUUAAUGCCAUGCAUUAAUGCAUUUCCAGGUUCUCAAGAACUUGACAGGAUAAUAAAACUUCCUGGCCAGCCAAGAAGUCCACAAAUUUCUCAGUUUUCAGGAUAUAUUAAUGUCAAUGAAGCUCAUGGGAGGGCCCUUUUCUAUUGGUUCUUUGAAGCUCAAUCCCAACCAACCAAAAAGCCCCUUCUCCUCUGGCUCAAUGGAGGGCCUGGAUGUUCAUCAAUUGGAUAUGGUGCAUCAGCAGAAUUAGGUCCCCUUAGAGUUACUGAAAAUGGAGUUGGUCUUGACUUCAAUAAGUACUCCUGGAACCAAGAAGCCAAUCUACUGUUUGUGGAAUCUCCAGUUGGAGUUGGAUUCUCUUACACCAACACAUCCUCUGAUCUCAAGAAAUUGACUGACAAGUUUGCUGCUGAGGAUGCCUACAACUUCAUAGUACAUUGGUUGGAUAGAUUUCCUCAAUACAAGACUAGAGAUUUCUACAUAUCAGGAGAGAGCUAUGCUGGCCAUUAUGUGCCUCAGUUAGCAGAGCUUGUGUUCGACAGGAACAAGUAUGGAUCAAAGUACCCACACAUAAACCUAAAAGGUUUCAUUGUAGGAAAUCCAGAAACUGAUGAUUAUUUAGACAACAAAGGAUUAUUAGAGUAUGCAUGGAGCCAUGCAGUAAUCUCAGAUCAGGAGUAUGAAAAGGCUAAACGAGUCUGCAACUUUAAGCACUUUGACUGGACUAAUGACUGUAUGGAAGCGAUGUCUGUAGUCUUCAAGAUUUACAAUGAGAUUGACAUAUACAACAUUUAUGCACCUGCCUGCCUAGUCAAGAGCAACUAUUCUUCUUCUUUGACUCAAGCCAAUCAGAGUUACAGAAUGAGGAACACGAGAUCUCUCCUUGGAGGGUAUGACCCCUGCUACUCCAAUUGUGCUGAAGACUAUUUCAACAGAGUUGAUGUUCAAACUGCAUUCCAUGCUAAUACAAGAGGAUCAAAAUCCACAGUGAAAUGGGCAACCUGCAGUAAUUCGGUGUUCAAAGAAUACAAUGAUACAGUCCCUUCUGUCCUACCCAUAUACAAAAAACUCAUCAAAGGUGGACUCAGGAUCUGGAUUUACAGUGGUGAUGCUGAUGGCAGAGUUCCAGUAAUUGGUUCAAGAUACUGUGUUGAGUCCCUUAACCUGACACUCAAAAGUCCAUGGCAUUCUUGGUACCACAACCAUCAGGUUGGAGGAAGAUUGGUUGAAUAUGAUGGAUUGACAUUUGUAACAGUUAGAGGUGCCGGUCACCUUCAAGCUCUCACUGGACAGAAACUCCCAGAAACCCAACAGACAACAAAGCUUCCUUUUGAUUCUGAGAGAGCCUCACCUCAUUCAGACAGGAGUAUGAGCGGUACUAGGUGGAGAGUAAAGAGUACAUCUUGUGGUAUGUUGAUGGAGGGGAUGACUGUGGAGGUCAGUGGUCAAAAGGAAGAAGAUUCCAAGGAAUCAUGGUAUCGAGCAACAAUUGUUAAAUCAUUAGGAGAGAGAAACUUCUUGGUUGAGUAUCAAACUCUCAGAACAGAGGAUAAGUCUCGGUUUCUAAUGGAAGAGGUGGACGUUUUAUACAUUCGACCUUGUCCCCCUGUCAUUGAGCGAGUUGAGUGUUUUGAAUGUUCUGCCCAAGUUGAUGCUUGGUACAAUGAUGGUUGGUAUGUUGGCCACAUUUCUGAAGUAAUUGGUGAUGACAAAUACAUAUUUUGCUUCAAGAAUACAAGUGAAGGAAUGAUGUUUGAACGCAGUAAUUUGAGGCUUCAUCAAGAUUGGGCCAUGGGUACUUGGUUUGCAGCUUCCAAUAGAGGUUCAACUUCCAGGGAGACAAGAACGAAAGAGCUGAAAGUGAGAAUAAAAUGUGGUGGAAAAACAUCGGAUCUUGAGAAGGGGUCGAUGGUUGAGAGGAGUUCCGGUCAGGUAGCCACAACAAAUGCUAAACGGCUGAAAGUGGGGAUAACAGCCCAUCGAACAACAUCAGAACAAUUAUUUAUCAAGGGGAUGAUGGUGGAGGUCAAAAGUGAUGAGCAAGGCUACCUUGGUUCUUGGUACACUGCACAAGUAGUUGGCCAAACUGACGACAGGAAGUAUUUGGUUGAAUAUCAGACACUAAAAACAGAAGAUGAGUCUGAACUCCUUGUAGAACCCGCAGAGAGUUAUUUCAUUAGACCUUGUCCUCCUCAAAUAACAAAGGCCGACGGCUAUAAAAUGCUCGAAGAAGUUGAUGUUUGGUUUAAUGACGGAUGGUGGGUUGGCGUGAUAAGCCGGAAUCUUGGUGCACGGGGUUUUGCAGUUUAUUUCUGGACCACGAAUGAGGAACUGGAAUUCAGUCAUCGUGAUUUGAGGCCUCAUCAAGAAUGGAUUGGUGGAAAAUGGACUACUGUUUUCCGGAAGAAGCCUGAGUUGUCGAUGAAUUCCAAGCUAGGAAGAGUAAUUGGACCAAAAGACGAAUCAGCAUUGGGUGAAUGUUUUCUCAACGAAUCAAGGGUGGAGGUAACAAGUGAUGAAGAAGGUUACAAGGAUUGUUGGUACCCGGCCAAAGUUCUAAGAUCUGUUAAAUACAGAAAGUAUUUGGUUGAAUAUGCUACCCUGACCACUGAUGAUGAAACUGAACUUCUCAAACAAGAAGUAGAUGCUCUGUGCAUAAGGCCCUCCCCGCGGUGGAUCUCUGGAAGUGAACGGUUCAAAUUAUUUCAAAAAGUCGGUGCAUGGUAUAAUGAAGGAUGGUGGGUUGGUUUAGUAUGUGAAGUUGCCAUGAAUGGUACAUACAUGGUUUAUUUGACUAACAUAAAAGUACUUGAGUUUCAGCACUCUGAUCUGAGGCCUCAUCUAAAUUGGCUUAAUCAGCAAUGGAUCUCUGUUGCAAGUUAA
Messenger RNA from Oldenlandia corymbosa var. corymbosa, 2982 nucleotides. The record is from the annotation of a GenBank genome assembly. Lineage: Eukaryota; Viridiplantae; Streptophyta; Magnoliopsida; Gentianales; Rubiaceae.